Vanrija pseudolonga is the source of this 1074-nucleotide messenger RNA. RefSeq lists its product as uncharacterized. The record is from RefSeq and is a predicted model, not a curated record. The transcript has 7 exons. NCBI's taxonomy places the organism in Eukaryota, Fungi, Basidiomycota, Tremellomycetes, Trichosporonales, Trichosporonaceae. Bases 140 to 916 code for a protein of 258 amino acids.
GGCUCGUCAUGGCACGACAUAAAGACACACCACUGCUUUCCCAGGCUUUGUUUUUGAUUUCAGUAACUCAUACAUCUCCAUCUCUCUCUCUCGCCUCCUCUUACUCUACCCACCCACACCAAAGUACCCAUAAAUCACAAUGGCCGCCUCUGUCCAGACCCAGCCCAACGGUGACGUUCCCAACUUCAAGAUUGUCGAGCGUCUUGACUCGGUCCCCGUUGUCCACGACUCGAUUGCCUACGCUCAGUCGCUCAUCAACUCGACCCAGCUCACCACCAACCUCUACAACACCGCCGCCGGCAUUGCUUCGCGUUCGUACGAGAUUGCCACCCCCAUCCUCGUUCGCGCCAAGCCCGUCCUCGAGUCGGCCGACAAGCUCGCUGUCGCCACCGUUGACCGCGCCGAGUCGGUCUUCCCUUACCCCUUCAAGACCCCCACUGAGGACCUUGUCGGUGUCAAGCAGGCCAAGGCCGUCUACGACGCUCGCGUCGCCCCCCUCAUCCAGCAGGCCACCCCUGUCAUCCAGGAGGUGAUCAACAAGACCACCGCCAUCAACAACCAGCUCGGUGCCCGCGUCACCGCCGCCAUCCAGGAGUCGACCGAGAUCUCGCACCAGCUCCUCGAGCAGCUCCGCACGCUCGCCGACUCUUCCAAGGAGCUCCCUCACCACCUCAUUGAGGGCCUCACCAAGGCUACCAACGACGUCAAGUCGAUUGUCCUUGAGAAGGACGCCUCGGUCCAGGACAAGACCAACAAGCUCGGCGCCUACGUCGUCGACCAGGUCAAGCCCGUCGUUGACGAGAUCUACAACUACGUCCUCGGCGCCAAGAAGGCCUACACCGAAAAGCUCGAGAAGGUGACCGAGAAGGCCGCCCCUGCUCCUGCCGCCCCCGCCGCUGAGAAGACCACGAACUAGAGGGUUUCUUUUGUUCCGGUAAUGGUUUAUUCUUAGUUGUGUGACAUAGAUGCGGUUUACGACUUGUGAUUGAUUCCCCCUCAUGGCGCCCUAUGCCGAAUUUGAUGCGUUUGUAGCUUCCCCCUCCAUAGUAUGUUAUGGAUAACAUGUCUGGGCGA